GUGUGCGGUGAGGAGGUCGGCGGAAGGUGGUUCUUCACUUCUCGGUCUCGUCCUCGGAAGUAGACGUUCGUGUCUAUAUUCCGUUCAUUUUAUUUUUAACAUCAGUUUGGAAGGAUCCCUUUUAGUUUUUAAAACUCCCAUCAAAUUUCACGGCAAACAUGGAGGCGAAGCUGGACGCUUAAAAAGAUGACGGAAUCCGAUCUGCUGCUUUAUUUUACCUCAGUUUAAUGGACCGGAUGAUCUGCGUUUCCCACAACCUUGCAGGGGAGGUAGCUGCAUCCAGUGGGGAGGUAGGCUUUUCCAGGGUUCGUGAUGAAGUUCACCCUGCCCCUGGAAAGCCGGAAGCUGUCAUCUCUUCUAGAGAAGGCAGUUUCUAGGGAAGCCAAACUAUGGAAGGCUUACGUGCCAAAGAAACCUACCAACCAGGAUACAGAUAUUUCCCCUGAAAAGCGUGAUGAGGCCGUCCGGUGGUUGAGGGAUGUUCAUUCCCAGCUGAAGCUCUGUCCAGAGACCCUCUGCCUGGCCAUCGGCAUCCUGGAUCGCUUCCUCUCUGCCGUUAAGGCCCGUCCGAAGUACCUGCGCUGUAUCGCCAUCUCUUGUUUCUUCCUGGCUGUUAAGACCAGUGAGGAAAAUGAGCGUAUCCCGUCUCUGAGAGAGCUGGCGUCCAGCAGCAAAUGUGGCUGUUCUCCGUCGGAGAUCUUGCGGAUGGAGAGGAUUGUUCUGGAUAAGCUGAACUGGGACCUGCACUCCACCACCGCACUGGACUUCCUUUACAUCUGUAUAUCAUCAUCAUUUUCUUUCGGUUUCCUCUUUCAGAUUGACAGUUCUCAGCUGAUUGGCUGUCGAGAGCUGGUUGCACGUUGCCUGUCCACGCACACGGCUUCCCUGCCUCCUAACACUGUGUACAUCUGCCAUCCCCCGCCGAACGCCCUGGAGCCUCGGGACGGGGGAGUCCUGCCCCCCUGGCACGUCUCCCCUGCCUCGACAGCGCCCUCUGACCCCAACACCACCCACACCCGUGCGUGCAAGUCCUCGGCCAAGCGGAAGGUGGAACACAUGGAGGUGGACGAGUAUUUCGACGGGAUCAAGCGCCUGUACAAUGAGGAGAGUCCCCAGGAGGGGGCGCCCACGUGCACUGCCGAAACACAGCAGAACGCUGGCUCCUCCCCCUGCCCUCCUCUCCAGCCGGUCAGAGAAACCUAGAGGAAACAGCUAAACAAUCACACAACCACCGCAGCAGCCGCGUUCAUCGGUUCACCUCAGAGCAAGAGAGAGGCCAAAAAUACUAACAAAAAAAAACACUGUGCAUGAUGCCAUUUCAUAACCGUAAACAUAAAA
Sinocyclocheilus rhinocerous is the source of this 1338-nucleotide messenger RNA. RefSeq names its product cyclin-I-like. Lineage: Eukaryota; Metazoa; Chordata; Actinopteri; Cypriniformes; Cyprinidae. The record is from RefSeq and is a predicted model, not a curated record. The coding region runs from base 313 to 1203 and encodes 296 amino acids. The transcript has 6 exons.